This is a messenger RNA of Penicillium samsonianum, 2214 nucleotides long. RefSeq lists its product as uncharacterized. The record is from RefSeq and is a predicted model, not a curated record. Bases 1 to 2214 code for a protein of 737 amino acids. Gene Ontology annotation, biological process: DNA-templated transcription; regulation of DNA-templated transcription. Gene Ontology annotation, molecular function: zinc ion binding; DNA binding; DNA-binding transcription factor activity, RNA polymerase II-specific. The transcript has 2 exons. NCBI's taxonomy places the organism in Eukaryota, Fungi, Ascomycota, Eurotiomycetes, Eurotiales, Aspergillaceae.
AUGAUGAGGAUUCCCUCGGACGAACCCCUAGCGAAGCGCAGAAAGGUUCGCAAAGGUACACACAGCUGCUGGGAGUGCAGACAGAGAAAAGUCAAGUGUACCUUUUCAUCGCUGGAUGAUACUAUCUGCAUCACUUGCCAUCGUCGAGGCACGAGAUGCAUCAGUCAACUAAUGGACGGACCGGAAAUGGCUGAGAGCGAUACAAGAGAUACUGAGCAAAACGCUACUACCAAUACACGGCUAGUGGGCGAUAGUGGUAUCCGUUCUCAACCAGAUGCUAUUGUUGGCUGUUUACCACCGACUCCCUUUGCAAUACAUACAACACCGGCAUCAUCAGUGCAUGGCAAACAAAAUGAUGUGUCGAGUCGCCUACGGACUGAGGGAUUACCAUGCCAACUCGCGACACCUCAGUUGCCACCAACGCCCGCGUCCAGUCAUGGUUCCAUUUCGGAGGCUUCCGCAUAUCCGAAUAUCACUCAAGCCCUACGAAGUUCUCUCCCUCCUCAGAAAGACAUUGAAAUUCUGCUUGAAAACCUCAGCAGAAUGUCCAUCUUUUGCUACAAAUCCAGUUUCAAGCUAUGCAGCUCGAGCGAAAUGGCUAAAGAACAAUUACCAGUAGCCAAUCUCCUGUAUUCGGAAAGCCACCCAGUCUUGUUGGCAAGACAAAUGUUGCUUUUCGCAGUAGGUUUGCAACACCUGUCUCCCACAAAAGCAAUACCUGGCCUCACUAAGCCCCAUCGCGUCAUCAUGGAGCAGCUAGCGGACUCGGCCAUCAAGCUGGUGAAUACGAAUGACGUCUUGCUGGGCACGUUGGAAGCUCUCGAGAACCUCAUCCUUGAAGGCAUCUAUCACAUAGAUGGCGGCAACAUCCGACGAUCCUGGAUUACAAUGCGCCGUGCUGUCAUGACUGCACAGCUAUUAGGCUUGCAUCGACCAGGUCACUAUCGCUUCAAAGUCGUCAACCAGCAGAACGAUCUUGACCCUGCGGUCAUGUGGGCCUGUGUGGUUUCCACGGAGCAAUUUCUAUGCUUACUACUAGGUCUACCCACAAGCACCAGCGGUGCGAGUUUUACAAUCCCCCGGGCAACAAGUGCUUGUGUUGAGAGCGGCAACUUGCCUGUACUCAUUCCGAAUGUGGUACGCAAGAUUAUCGAACGGAAUCAGAUGCACGCACCCCAGGAAGCACUUGACAUGACUCAAGAGAUUGAUCAAGAGCUCUUGGGGGUCACUCAACAAUGGCCGCCUGCGUUCUGGCGGCCAUUGCAAUUUGCAGGUCUCGAAGUAGACUCAGCGGAUGCCUUCUGGGAAACUCGACGAGCUUGGGACCAUAUAUUUUAUUACUCUUUAGUGAACCAGCUCCAUCUGCCAUAUAUGAUAAACCCAAGACAUAUCUCGCAGAGGGAGUACUCGAGAAUCGCCUGCGCAAGCGCCAGCCGUGAGAUUCUGAUCCGACAGAUUGCGAUCCGUACGUUCAACCCAAUCACGGCCGGCUGUCGGAUGGGCGAUUUUGUGGCUCUGAUUGCGGGCAUGACACUGAUGCUGGCCCACAUCUUGAGCCACUCUAACAAUGGUACGGAAAACCUGCUCGUACACCAGCGGGUUGGAGACCGGGCGACGGUGGAGCGGGCUCUUGAGUGCAUGGAAUCCAUGUCGGAGCCGCAUGAGGAUUUCCUCACAGCGAAAUGUGCUGCCCUUCUAAAGAAUUUGUUGGAUAUUGAGGCGGGGCCUGCUGAGAGGCACUCGGAUGGCGGUCAAGAACACGAGCAAAACAUGUUGGUUGUCAAGGUGCCGUACGUGGGUACCAUAAAAAUUGCGCGAGACGGUCUUUCUAUUAUGCCCUUCGACACGGAGCAGGAACAAGUUCCUCAUGAGGGUGUGACAAUUGGUGGCUUUGGAUCUAUCCACGUCAGAACACCACCCGACUCCGACCAUCGCACUGAUGUGGUCACACCCGAUGCUGCAGCCUCACGAGCAACCGCGCAGGUGGCGAGGCCAUCAUCAGCACGGAAGCACGGGCGACAGGUUUCCCAGGCCACGUCUGGAGAUGUCUUCACACUGCCAGAAGCGACAUUUCCUGAUGCUUCUGCUGGCAUGGAAGAAUGGCUUUUCCAAGGCCUUGACACUGCCUUCUUUGAUGUGCUGAUGAGCGGAGCUGGGGAGCAGCCGCUGAACGGCACUGACACUGUAGGAUGGAAUUUUACAAUGUCCCCAUGA